Astrephomene gubernaculifera is the source of this 926-nucleotide messenger RNA. NCBI's taxonomy places the organism in Eukaryota, Viridiplantae, Chlorophyta, Chlorophyceae, Chlamydomonadales, Astrephomenaceae. The record is from the annotation of a GenBank genome assembly.
GCGGCUGUGGAAGGGGCUGCGGGAGGUGCCGGGGUUCAGGUACCCCGCCUGGCUGCUUGCGGCGCUGCUGGUAUCGGCCUACAUGGUCAUCUUCCACUACGCCCGCGCACUGGUUUGGUCGGACUCCAUGGCCGACUGCAUCCUGGACCCCCUGCAGUGCGCAAACAACGUGAUGGGACGCUACUUCAAGUUCGCUGCGCGCGUCUUCAGUCGCUCGCAGCAGUCCAGUCUGCGGGACUCGCUGGACCUGGUGCUGGCCACACAGGACCCGCUCAUGCAGCUCGUGCGAGACUCCUUCAGUUCCAACGGCACGGGCGGGGCAGUCAGCGGUCAGCUGGGCGACCUGGUGGCGCAGCUGAACCCGCUGGGGAUGCUGGACCAGAUGGCGGCCGACCUCACCUCCAACCUCAACUCCACAGUCGACACACUGGUGGGCGCAGCGCUCUCCUCCGCACUGGCUCAGGCGCUGGCGGGGGCGGGGCUGCCGGGGGUGGACAACGACACGCUGGCGGCGCUGGUGGCAGCGGUGACACCCAGCCUCAACAACGCCGUCCAACAGGGUGUCAACUCCGCGCUAGCUCAGGUGGAGGCGCAGGUGAACAGCACCGCCUACCUGCUGCCCUCCCUGGUCUCCCAACAGCUCACACAGCAGAGCCGCGGCUUCAGGACCAUCAACCAGACACUGAGUGUGGUGUACGGAGCGGUCAACGUUUCGUCAACGUUCCUGUCCAAGGCCAUCAAAGUGGAGGGAGAGGUGGCGGUGUGGCAGGACGGGUUGUACUCGCGGUUCAAGUGGACCUCCGUGCUGGGCUUCACGUUGGGGCUGUUCCUGGGGCUAUCCACACUGGUGCAGACCGCCGCCUCCUUCCGGCGAGCCGUUCGUCGCUCCCUUAAGGACCGAGUAGCCCGCCGCAUCUUCAAGCGCC